Messenger RNA from Corticium candelabrum, 632 nucleotides. Its product is annotated as ubiquitin-ribosomal protein eS31 fusion protein. Gene Ontology annotation, molecular function: protein tag activity; structural constituent of ribosome; ubiquitin protein ligase binding. Lineage: Eukaryota; Metazoa; Porifera; Homoscleromorpha; Homosclerophorida; Plakinidae. The record is from RefSeq and is a predicted model, not a curated record. The transcript has 3 exons. Gene Ontology annotation, cellular component: ribosome; cytoplasm; nucleus. Gene Ontology annotation, biological process: protein ubiquitination; translation; modification-dependent protein catabolic process. Bases 109 to 582 code for a protein of 157 amino acids.
UGCGUACUCCGGUGUUCUACCUCGUGGUGACGAAUCCGGUGGUGUUAGCGUCUUUUCUGUGCGGUAGAGAAUCAGCUGUAUUGCGAUUGAAGUUUUCUACUCGUUAGAAUGCAGAUCUUUGUAAAAACUCUGACAGGCAAGACUAUCACGCUUGAGGUGGAAGCGAGCGACACUAUCGAGAAUGUGAAGGCUAAGAUUCAGGACAAAGAAGGUAUUCCUCCUGACCAGCAGCGUCUCAUUUUCGCCGGCAAACAACUCGAAGACGGUCGAACGCUGAGCGACUAUAACAUCCAAAAGGAGUCGACGCUUCAUCUCGUGCUACGUCUCCGCGGCGGAGCAAAGAAACGCAAGAAGAAGACGUACACGACUCCGAAGAAGAUCAAGCACAAGAAGAAGAAGGUCAAGCUGGCUGUGCUGAAAUUCUAUAAGGUUGAUGAAAAUGGCAAGAUCACGCGUCUGAGACGAGAGUGUCCAAAUGAUGACUGCGGAGCAGGUGUGUUCAUGGCGAGUCACUUCGACAGGCAGUAUUGUGGGAAAUGCGGACUCACGUAUGUUUUUCAAAAGCCGAAAGACCAGGCAUAGUGUGUGUGUAGAACACGACUGUUGAUAUCAAUAUAGAAUGGUACAAGCAA